Habropoda laboriosa is the source of this 2499-nucleotide messenger RNA. RefSeq names its product EF-hand domain-containing family member C2-like. Gene Ontology annotation, biological process: regulation of neuron projection development. The transcript has 14 exons. Lineage: Eukaryota; Metazoa; Arthropoda; Insecta; Hymenoptera; Apidae. The record is from RefSeq and is a predicted model, not a curated record. Bases 1 to 2286 code for a protein of 761 amino acids. Gene Ontology annotation, cellular component: microtubule.
AUGCAACGUGAUCUUUCGCUACCGUGUCUACCAGGGUUCAGUUUAAAUAAAAACUUGGGUCGGACAAAUUUUCCUAGAAAUCAAUAUUUCGCUAAAAUACACGAUGGAGUUUAUUAUCUGUCAGAAAAGUCUGAUAAAGGCGAUCCCGUUCGUUACCCGUCGAUUUAUGUUCGCGGAGAAGCUCAAGAGUUACCACCAUGGAUUGUUUACGACGGCCAAAGAUUGAUGUUCAAGGCAUUCUUUCAAGAAACUGUCCACGAAAGAUGGAAAACAUCAUACCAAGUUCGUGUAGUAUAUAUCAGCUUCUUCUUAGAAGACGGAACAAUGAAAGUUUCUGAACCUUCUGUGGAGAACAGUGGUCUUGAGCAAGGUCUUUUAGUGAGACGACAAAGAAUUCCGAUGCCUGAUCCGGUCAGGUACAGAUUUUACGAUAUAAUUGAUUUGAAUAUCGGCAAAGAACCGGAAAUUUACGGGAGAGUAUACAAAAUAGUAGAUUGCGACAAAUUUACGAGGUUAUUUUUAAAUCGCAUGGGAAUUAUGGUCCCGGAUCCCAUAGAAGUACCCAAAGAUCCAUAUUCGGAUCUUCGUGAUCACGCGACGUUCCCAAAGAAACCUAAACGGAAGGUCGAUACUCGUGGCGAUUUCUUGAAAUACGACAAACAAGUCCUACGAUUUUACGGCUACUGGGACGACACGGACAGUCUUUACGGUUUCAUUCACGAUCUCGUGAUUCAUUAUUAUCUUUCUGAUAACACGAUCGAUAUCAAGGAGAAUGUGCCGCCUAAUUCUGGACGAGAUUCCGGUUUCAUGUUUCUACGCCGAAUGAAAGUUCCUAAAUUCUUCACCGAAAUCGACCCAGUUGGGACGGGAGAUCCUUUUACCGUUUUAAAUGUCAUGGGAGAGGACACAUCUCAGGGUUACUAUACGAUAGAUCCAUUGAACGCUGGAAAAAUUUCUAAGGAAUUUUAUAAGGAAAACGAGCUCAGUAUCGGUGCUCAAUUAAAUAUUUUUGGCAGAAUAGUUGUUGUAACUGAUAUGGACGACUUUACAAAGGAAUACUAUAGAAAAAAAUACGGUUUGGAUGACUUCACGCCUAUAGAAAGGCCUCGAAAGGGCACCGAGAUUUGCUUGGAAGUGAAGAAAUAUAUACCACCGUACAAUGGUUUCGGCACAUACGAAGAUUCCCUCUCAAAUUGCUUAAGAAUGAUACCAAAACCACCUAAAAUGGAUAUUGCUAAGUUUCUACGUUAUGAUAAGCAAGGUUUUGAUAGCUACGUUUUGAGAUUUAGAGCGAGAAUGAUAUCAAAUAUACCAGAGUGUCAUGAUAGACAGUUUAUUAUAAGAGUUUUCCUUAUGGACGAUACAAUUUCUAUUUUUGGACUGGCAAAAUCUAAUUCAGGUUUCAAACGAUGCGCCUUCCAGAAGAGAAUGCCGGUGAUGUUGCCUAAUCAAGAGAUAUUUGUAAGCAAGAAACCGGAUUAUUACAAGCCAGAGGAUUUCUAUAUUGGAGCACGUCUUAACUUGAACAAUUUUAUCUUCGAAAUUACCUCGGCGGACAUUUAUGCUCUUCGUUACAUGGAGUUACAUUGCGAUAAGUUCCCCAAAGCUAACGCCGAGUUAAUCGUGGCAAAAUUACGGCAAAUAUUGAAACCGGUUUACAAGGAAUUUAUGCAACUUUACACGCCAGCGAAAUCAAUCGACGAGGAUCUUCAAAUAUUGCAGUAUGAAAAACUCAGGGAAGCCUUGUGCAAGUAUUCCGAAGGUAAAUUGACAGAUCAAGAAAUAAUCACGAUCGCUCGACACUAUUCCUCUCACGAGAAGAAAGAAUUUCUCAGCCGGGAGUACGUAAGACAGCUAAUGCAUACGGAACUUUUGCGAUUUCUAUGGAACGAUCUCGAUCGUUUGGAAGAGGAUCUACAUAGCUGUGAUAGGGGAAGAACAGGAUUUUUACCACGUGACACGUUGUACACUGUACUUCGCGGAGGAAGAAUACCAGUUGACAUUGAACUUUUGAAUUCUAUGAUGGAUCACCUCCAUAAAAACGAGGAAGGGAAAUUGGAUUAUAAUGAUCUGCUGAGAUUUAUGAACGUGAAAAUUGAUCCUCUUCCACCCUCGCUACCAAUUAACAUCAAGACUGCACUUUGGUGGGCAUCAGAAAAAGAACCAGAUUGUGGAGCUGGUAUACACUGGUGUUCUUUUAUAAAAGAUUUAAAUAUCGAAGAUCCAGAAAUAAAUUUGGAUGAAAGUUCAAGUUCUCCGAAUAUGCAAAUUGCAAAAAUAGAUUAAGUAUCCUUUCUCAUUAAUUUGCUAUUUAUAGAAAAUUUAAAUCACGAACGACAAAAAAAAAAAAUGCACGAUUAAUGCUUCUAUUAUAUUAACGUACCUUUCGACCAUAACUACGAUAAUUUUUAUGACACAAUAUUGUACUCGCCAAAAGCAUGCAAUGUACACGUCACAAAAUAUACAACCUGUGACAAUCACUUUAAGGUGAAUAAAACC